AUGGACAAGGACGAAUACAAUAAUGACGAUACUCAGCUGGCCCAGAUGGGCCAUAAGUCUGAAUUGAAGCGCAAUUUCUCUUUAAUUUCCAUGCUGGGUCUUGCUUUUGCGAUUCUAAACUCAUGGACCGCUCUGUCGGCGAGUUUGUCUCUCAGUUUGCCGUCUGGCGGAAGUGCCAGUGUGGUCUGGGGUCUCCUUACAGCCGGUAUCUGUAACUUGUGCAUGGCCACUUCAUUGGCCGAAUUUCUGUCCGCGUACCCAACCGCUGGUGGUCAAUAUCACUGGGUGGCUGUGACUUCCUGGAGAAGUUGGAUGCCCGUUCUGUCGUGGAUCACCGGCUGGGUCAACUGCUCCGGCUGGGUUGCGCUGGUCGCAACCGGUGGUCUCCUGGGCAGUGAGCUUAUUCUCGGUGUUAUCUCACUGAUGAACCCUGCAUACGAGCCUCAGCGCUGGCAUCAAUUUUUGAUUUACCUCGCAUACAACAUUGUUGCUUUCAUCAUUAACGCCUUGAUGAACAACAUUCUGCCUUAUGUCACCAAGGGCGCCUUUAUCUGGUCCUUGACAGGCUUUGCUGUCAUUUGUAUCACCAUUCUGUCCUGCGCCUCGCCAGAGUAUAACUCCGCAGAAUUCGUGUUCUCCGAUUUCAUCAACACCACAGGAUGGCCUGACGGAGUUGCCUGGUUGCUUGGACUUUUGCAAGGAGGUCUCGGUGUUACCGGCUUCGAUGGAGUAGCACACAUGAUCGAAGAAAUUCCCAACCCCUCGAUCGAAGGCCCUAAGAUCAUGAUCGCCUGCGUUGGAAUCGGUACUGUGACUGGUCUAAUCUUCCUCAUCUGCUUGCUAUUCGUUGCUGGCGAUAUCAACAAGAUCAUCGAAUCUGCCGCAACACCUCUGCUCGCCAUCCUGAAGAACGCCACACAGAGCAACGCCGGUGCUAUCUGCUUGUUGAUCUUCCCUCUCGUCUGUGUCCUCUUCGCCGCUACAGCUAUCAUGACAACUAGCAGUCGCAUGAUCUAUGCCUUCGCACGUGACGGUGGCCUUCCUGCCUCUCCCUUCUUCUCUCGUGUGCACCCCAAGCUGAACGUCCCCUUGAACUCGCUUUACCUCAACUUGGCCCUUGUGACCAUCUUUGGUUGCAUUUUCCUGGGAUCAUCCAGUGCUUUCAACGCUAUCGUAUCAGCAUCAGUGGUGCUACUUGACAUCUCAUACGCCAUGCCCAUUGCGGUGAACUGUCUCCGAGGAAGAAGGAUGCUCCCCGAGCGUUCCUUCACUCUGGCCUCAUGGUUUGGCUGGACCAUCAACAUGAUCUCGGUCGCUUAUAUCUCUCUGACCACAAUUCUGUUCCUCUUCCCUCCCUCUAUUCCUGCCACUGGUAGCAGCAUGAACUACUGCGUUGCGGCGUUCGGAAUCGUGUUUAUCAUUUCUACCAUCCAAUGGUUCGUGGACGGACGUAAGAACUUCGUCGGCCCUCGCAUCGAGGUUGAGGUCUUCACUGGAGAAGCUGGCCCCCAGCCAGAACAGCCCAUACCCUUCGUGGAACAGCACAAGCAAUAG
Messenger RNA from Penicillium olsonii, 1554 nucleotides. NCBI's taxonomy places the organism in Eukaryota, Fungi, Ascomycota, Eurotiomycetes, Eurotiales, Aspergillaceae. The record is from the annotation of a GenBank genome assembly.